GCGCCCGCCCACUGCGCGGCGUGGGCUCGCGGGCGGUGGGCUCGGGGACGCCUCGAAGGCAGGGCGUCCGACUUCUCUGCGGGAACCCAAGCCCGUGGGGCGGACGGAGCGAGCGCGCCCCAGCCGCCCCGGACCUUGCGCUCAUCCCCCCGCGUACCCCACUUCUGCACAAACUUUUCUGACGCCCUUGCCCGUGGGGGUCGCGGAGAGAGCUAGGGCUGCCCGCUGGGCGCCCGCCCCGCCGGACCCCAGCCACGCUAACCUCCAGCCUCUCGCAGCCUCAGUGGCGACCUCUCCAGGCCGGGCCGGGCACCGCACUCGCGGCGAGCGCGGCGAGCACCGUUGCCCUCCGUAGGCUUCCGCGCCCCCCGGGGCAGCUAGGCGGGGUAAUGCCCUCGGUGAUGGAGAAGCCGAGCGCAGGCUCCGGGAUCCUGUCCCGUAGCCGGGCUAAGACGGCGCCCAACGGCGGACAGCCCCACUCCGAGGAUGACAGCAGCGAGGAGGAGCACUCCCACGACAGCAUGAUCCGCGUUGGAACCAAUUAUCAAGCCGUAAUUCCAGAGUGUAAGCCUGAGAGCCCUGCGCGCUACAGCAAUAAGGAGCUCAAGGGGAUGUUGGUGUGGUCACCUAACCACUGCGUGUCAGAUGCCAAGCUUGACAAGUACAUUGCAAUGGCCAAGGAGAAACAUGGCUACAACAUUGAGCAGGCUCUGGGCAUGCUUCUAUGGCACAAACACGACGUGGAGAAGUCGCUGGCCGACCUGGCCAAUUUUACCCCAUUCCCCGACGAGUGGACGGUAGAGGACAAGGUGCUAUUUGAACAGGCCUUUGGCUUCCAUGGCAAAUGCUUCCAGCGUAUCCAGCAGAUGCUGCCCGACAAGCUGAUCCCCAGCCUGGUGAAGUAUUACUACUCGUGGAAGAAGACCCGCAGCCGAACAAGCGUGAUGGACAGGCAGGCUCGGCGACUGGGGGGCCGCAAGGACAAAGAAGACAGCGAUGAGGUUGAAGAGGGCCGAGGAGCUGUUAGUGAAGGAGAGCCAGACACUGGAGACCCCAAGAGAGAGCCUGUGCCCUCUCGGCCCCUGAAUGCCCGUCCAGGUCCCGGGAAGAAGGAGGUCCAGAUGUCUCAGUACCGCCACCACCCGCUGCGGACGCGCCGGCGCCCACCGAAGGGCAUGUACCUCAGCCCCGAGGGCCUCACUGCGGUGUCGGGGAGCCCAGACCUUGCCAACCUCACACUUCGAGGCCUCGACUCCCAGCUCAUCUCCCUCAAACGCCAGGUGCAGAGCAUGAAGCAAAGCAACAGCAGCCUCCGCCAGGCCCUAGAGGGCGGUAUCGAUCCGCUCCGCCCCCCUGAGGCAAACACUAAGUUCAAUUCCCGCUGGACCACAGAUGAGCAGCUUUUGGCUGUACAAGCCAUCCGUAGGUAUGGCAAAGACUUUGGGGCUAUUGCAGAGGUGAUUGGGAACAAGACUCUGACCCAGGUGAAGACUUUCUUUGUGAGCUACCGGCGCCGCUUCAACCUGGAGGAGGUGCUGCAGGAAUGGGAGGCUGAGCAGGAUGGGGCUCCCGGAGGCCCGGUCCCCAUGGAGGAGGCUAGGAGAGGGGCUCCCCUACCAGCCCCAGCCCUAGAGGAAGAUGACGAGGUCCAGAUUACAUCUGUCUCCACAUCUGUGCCUCGGUCGGUGCCCCCUGCACCCCCGCCUCCCCCGCCUCCCACUUCACUGUCUCAGCCACCCCCGCUGCUGAGGCCACCCCUGCCCACGGCACCCACUCUGCUUCGCCAGCCGCCCCCACUACAGCAGGGCCGCUUCCUCCAGCCCCGCCUGGCCCCCAACCAGCCCCCGCCACCGCUCAUCCGCCCCGCUCUGGCCGCCUCCCGCCACAGUGCCCGCUCGGGCCCCCAGCCCCCACCGACCCUGAUUGGAGCCCCUCUGGAGCCCCCAGCACCCUCACUCUGAGCCCUGAGAGCCAUCGCCAACCAGAGGGAAGGCUCCAGAACCCCUUGGGGUCGACAUCCCUGGGCACCUCCGGCAUCACUGAGGGAAGA
Orycteropus afer afer is the source of this 2050-nucleotide messenger RNA. It is a transcript of the gene RCOR2, whose product is annotated as REST corepressor 2. The record is from RefSeq and is a predicted model, not a curated record. NCBI's taxonomy places the organism in Eukaryota, Metazoa, Chordata, Mammalia, Tubulidentata, Orycteropodidae. Gene Ontology annotation, biological process: regulation of transcription by RNA polymerase II; negative regulation of DNA-templated transcription. Gene Ontology annotation, molecular function: transcription corepressor activity. Gene Ontology annotation, cellular component: histone deacetylase complex; transcription regulator complex.